AUUUCAUAUUAUAUAGGAUUCAAUGAGCGUAAUUAUAACAAUCAGGAUGAAACAGCAUUAUCAUUGUCGUCGCCAAUUGCUUUACCACUAAAAAGAAUUGGUGACAGCACACCAAUGCGGCGGUACGAAGAAUGGGAUGAAAAGGGCAAAGACUCCAAAAUAUCGAAAAUAUUUCAAUUAACUGUCACUGUUCUUUCAUUUCUCGCUUUUGGAGGUUACUUGUUAACGCUCAUUAUUACUGCUAUAAAGCGCAAUCAAAAUAAUUCAACCCAAGGGAAUGUAAUAGUGUUGUCGGGGUUACAAAAUCUACAAAAGGUAAAACGACCUAAGCGCAAAAUUUUUAUUUAUAAUCUCGAGGACAAUAAUUAUGAAAUCGAUAAAAUGUAUAGAGGAAUGAUUAUGUUGUCUUCCGCAUACAACAAAUAUUAUCGUUAA
Trichogramma pretiosum is the source of this 435-nucleotide messenger RNA. RefSeq lists its product as uncharacterized. NCBI's taxonomy places the organism in Eukaryota, Metazoa, Arthropoda, Insecta, Hymenoptera, Trichogrammatidae. The annotation marks the transcript as partial. The record is from RefSeq and is a predicted model, not a curated record. The transcript is spliced from 2 exons.